Molecule: messenger RNA, 1850 nt
Organism: Sinocyclocheilus grahami
Lineage: Eukaryota; Metazoa; Chordata; Actinopteri; Cypriniformes; Cyprinidae
Gene: slc38a8a
Product: solute carrier family 38 member 8a
Exons: 10
Coding region: 252-1571 (439 amino acids)
Biological process (GO): amino acid transmembrane transport
Cellular component (GO): membrane
Molecular function (GO): L-amino acid transmembrane transporter activity
Source: RefSeq, a predicted model, not a curated record
ACAGUUAGGAUUAUGAACAGCAUUAUCAGUGGAAUAUGUUUAAUCUGAUCAACAUUGGUGUAGUGCCAUUGUAAAUUGCCGUACUGUUCGAACCCAAAUGCUUUUCAUUAAAUUACUGACGAAUCAAAUUGGGUUCGUUUCUCCAAAUCGUGGAAGAGCGUUUGAUUGGCCUGAAACACCAAACUCCCACCCCUCAUUCACCUGAGCUAAAGUUUGAGCUCCCUCAGAGAGAGAUCCAAACAGGGACGAACAUGGAGGAGCUGGCUAAAGAAAGCAUCAGCUUUUUAACAAGCCCCGCUCUGGACACAAACGGACCGAAGUUGGGCUCGUUAGCAGCGGUUUUCAUCAUGCUGAAGUCCGCGCUGGGUGCUGGGCUUCUCAUCUUUCCCUGGGCGUUUGAGAAAGCUGGAGGAAUUCACUCUGCUGUCAUUGUAGAAAUGAUUUCUCUUGUGUUCCUGAUCAGUGGACUUGUCAUCCUGGGCUAUUCGUCUUCAGUCAGUGGACAAAACACAUAUCAGGCUGUGGUCAGAGAUGUGUGCGGUCCUGCCAUAGGCAACCUCUGUGAGAUAUGCUAUGUCUUCAACCUCUUCUUCAUAUCUGUUGCUUUUCUGGUCAUAGUGGCCGACCAGCUUCAGAAAUUGUGUGUCUCUAUAUACGAGUUAAUCACAGGAUUGCCAGAAUCAGAGAUGCCGUACUACUGGUACACAGACCAGAGAUUUGCCCUGUUUCUUCUAUGUCUCUUCUUCAUUUUCCCUCUCUCUGUCCCGAAGGAGAUCAGCAUACAGAAGUAUACCAGUGUUCUAGGAACUUUUGCUGCCACGUAUCUCACUGUAGCCAUCAUUGUGAAAUACCACAUGAGGCCCGUCCAUGAGAUCAAUCUGUCUCCUCUUUACAGCAGUGGAGUAGGCUCAUGGGCUUCGAUGUUCAGCGUCAUCCCGACUAUUUGCUUUGGCUUUCAGUGCCAUGAGGCGUGCAUUGCUGUCUACAGUAGUAUGGAGAACAGGAAGUUGUCUCACUGGGUCUUCCUCUCUGUGGUGUCCAUGUUCAUCUGCCUCAUCAUCUACUCUCUCACUGGAGUCUUUGGCUAUCUGACGUUUGGGAAGAACGUAACUCCUGAUAUUCUGAUGUCGUACAGUGGGGGUGAUGUGGCCAUGAUCAUUGCCAGGCUGCUGUUUGGAAUCUCAAUCAUCACCAUCUACCCCAUCAUUGUCUUGCUUGGAAGAUCUGUGAUUCAGGAUCCGCUGCUGCGGCGACGACACAAACACACAGCAGUGACAGGGUCUUAUGAGAGCCGGACGCGUGUUGCCUUGACCACAGCCUGGGUCACAAUCACUCUUCUCAUCGCAGUGUUUGUUCCAGACAUUAGCAAAGUGAUCGGUGUUGUCGGAGGAGUCAGUGCUUUCUUCAUCUUUAUAUUUCCAGGACUUUGCCUAAUAUUUGUGGUGCAGUCAGAGUCAAUUUCUCUUACAAUGAGAUAUCUUCUGAUCACGUGGGGAAUGAUCACACUUUUCUGUGGUACCUAUAUUUUUGGCCAGAGCACUUCUGUUGCGAUCAUGGAACUCCUAAAUUAAAUUUAACACCAUGACUUUUGUUUGUAUGGUUUGGCAUAAUUUUAUACAUUGCAUGUAUGGAAUAAUUCCUUAAAAAUGGAGAUUGUUGUACAAAUGUACAAUCAGCUUUGUGUGAAAUACCUCAGACAAACAUGUCAUGUAAAUCUGAACUAUUUAUAUAUUGUCACGCAAUGUUCUGCAAUUUUAAUGGCAAAUUUCAUGUUGGGAUAGAUGUGAGCUUUACUAUAAUUACAGGGAUAGUUCAUCCAAAAAUGAAAAUUCUGUAAUUUACUCACCCUC